AUGUCGCCUGCAGCUGCUGCUGCUGCUGCUGGAGCAGCCCCUGCUGCUGCUGCUGCUCCGAAGAAGAAACUCGCAAUGCCAAUGCCCCCCACUUACGACCCCCAGUAUGUCGAAAGCGGCUGGAUGGACUGGUGGCUUUCCCAGGGCUACUUCUUGCCUGCUGACGCGACGCAGCGGCAGCAAGCAGCAGCAGCAGCAGCAGCAGCAGGGGGAGCAGCAGCAGCAGGAGGAGGAGCAGCAGCGGCAGGGGGAGCAGCAGCAGCAGGGCAGGCCGCGAGGUCGGUGGAGGAGCGCCGCAAAGCGGCAGCAGCAGCAGCAGCAGCAGCAGCAGCAAACCAGAAGUUUGUUAUGGUUAUUCCCCCCCCCAACGUCACGGGCUCUUUGCAUAUUGGCCACGCCUUGACUGUGGCCAUAGAGGACGCUUUGGCCCGCUGGAAUCGAAUGCGGGGCAAAAUCGUGCUGUGGGUUCCUGGGGUGGACCACGCGGGCAUCGCCACACAGUCCGUCGUCGAACGCAAACUGCUGAAAGAAGAAAAUAAAUCUCGACAUGAUUUCGGAAGAAAAGACUUCGUCGAAAAAGUGUGGCAGUGGAAGGAGCAGUACGGGAACAGAAUCACGGACCAGCUCAGAAGAGUCGGCAGCAGCGUUUCUUGGGACCACUUUUGCUUCACCCUCGACAGCAAAUUGUCUGCUGCAGUUGUGGAGGCUUUUGUGCGGCUCUUCAACCGCGGGCUCAUUUACAGGGAAGAAAGACUGGUCUCGUGGUCUUCUUGUUUGAAGACGGCGCUGAGCGACAUCGAAGUGGACACGGAGACAAUUGAACAGCCGCAGACAGUUCGAAUCCCAGGCUUCGAUUUCCCCGUGGAAGUUGGCUUUUUGUGGCACUUCGUCUACAAAGUCGAAGGCGGAGGCGAAAUCGAAGUCGCCACCACCCGGGUCGAAACCAUGCUGGGCGACGUUGCGGUGGCUGUACACCCCAGCGAUCCGCGAUACCAGCACCUGGUGGGGCGGCGGCUGCUGCACCCUUUCUUUCCCUCGCGGGAGAUGCGGGUGAUAGCCGACGAGUACGUCGACAAGGACUUCGGCACUGGCGCUGUCAAAAUAACUCCCGCCCACGACAAAAACGACUACGAAAUCGGAAAGAGACACAAACUCGAAUUCAUCACCAUCUUUUCGCCCGACGGCCACAUCAACGAAAACGGCGGCGAAUUUGCGGGGCAGCAUCGCUUUGCGUGUCGCCACAACAUUCAAAUUAGACUUAAAGAAUUGGGCCUGCUGCGAGACAAAGUCCCCAACAGCAAACCGAUGCAGCUGCCGCGCUGCAGCCGCAGCGGAGACAUUAUCGAGUACUUGUUGGUCCCCCAGUGGUGGAUGGACUGCAAGGAGGCGGGGAGGCAAAGCGUCAUGGCAGUGCGCAACAAAGAGCUGACGAUAAAGCCGGAGAACCACGUGGCCACUUGGGAGUACUGGCUGACGAAUGUGCAGGACUGGUGCAUAUCGCGACAGCUGUGGUGGGGCCACCGCAUUCCCGCGUACAAAGUUGUGGAGCCAGAAGUAGCAGCAGCAAACUGCAACAUGGGGGGGGAGGCGUGGGUUGCUGCUGCGAGUUACGGGGAGGCGGAAGCAGCAGCGCGGGAGAAGUUCAAAAUUGCAAAAGACGCAAAAGUUGUGCUGCAGCAAGACGAGGACGUGCUGGACACCUGGUUCUCCUCGGGCCUGUUUCCUUUCAGCGUUUUUGGCUGGCCAGAAGAAACGGAAGAGUUCAAAGCUUAUUUUCCGACGACUUUGCUGGAAACGGGCCACGACAUCCUGUUCUUCUGGGUGGCGCGGAUGGUGAUGCUUUCGCUGCUGCUGACGGGGCAGCUGCCGUUCAAGUCGGUGUUUCUGCACCCGAUGGUGCGGGACUCGCAGGGGCAGAAAAUGUCCAAGUCGAAGGGCAACGUGGUGGACCCUUUGGAGGUGAUCGAGGGGAUCUCUUUGGAGGCUCUUGUCGCGAAGUUGCAUGCGGGAAACUUGCAUGCAAAGGAGGCGCGGCGCUGCGAGGCGAUCCUCAGGAAAGACUUCAAAGACGGCAUUCCCGCGUGCGGCUGCGACGCGCUGCGCCUCGGCCUCGUGGCUUACAUGCGCCAGGGGCGCAACAUCAACUUGGACUUGAACCGAGUUGUUGGCUACAGACAGUUUGCAAACAAGAUCUGGAACUGCAGCAAGUUCGCGCUCGACAAGUGGGCCCUGGACCUCAGCAGCAGCAGCAGCAGCAGCAGCAGCGGCGGCGGCGGUGAAAGCGGCGCCGCGGAAGGCGGCUUCGUUCCGCAGGGGCUGCAGCUGCUCUGCUGCAGCAGCAGCCAAGCCCCCGACUGCAGCAAAACCCUCCACUGCAGCAAAACCCUCCACUGCAGCAACACGCCCGUCGCCCUCGCAGAACUCAAGUGGGAAGACAGGUGGAUCCUCCACAGACUCUCCGUCGCCGCAGAACAGGCCAACCGCUGCUUCGAGAACUUCGAGUUUGGAGAAGUGGUAAAUGCAAUUUACAACUUUUGGCUUUACGAACUUUGCGACGUUUACUUAGAGGCGAUAAAGCCUCGGCUGCAGCCCGUGAGUGCAGCAGCAGCAGCAGCAGAAGGCGACGCAGCAGCAGCAGCAGCAGCAGCAGCAGCACGUGCGCGCGACGGCCGCUGCGCGCAAGAAGUGCUCUUCACCUGCGUCGACAGAGGGCUGCGGCUGCUGCACCCGAUCUGCCCUUUUCUGACAGAAGAACUUUUCCAAAGAAUUCCUUUUUAUUCCGGAAAAGCAGAAUCGAUUUGCAUAAGUGACUAUCCGCAGCAAGUGCUGGCCUGGACGGACCCGGCCCUCGACGCCAACAUGCAGCAGCUGCAGCAAAUCGUCGGGCACUUCAGAUCGCUUUUGGCGGCGCUGGAGAUUCCGCCGAAGACGAAGCCGCAGGGCUUCGUGCUGCUGCGGUCUGCAGCAGAGGCUGUUCAGUUUUUGCAAGAAACGGCAGCGACCAUGGCGAUCCUGUCGAAGCUGAGCAAAGUUUCCGUCCUCACCGACGCCCCCCCGGCGGGCUGCGUCUCAGACGUCGUUUCCCCACAACUCACCAUUUACCUCCAAAUCGGAGAAGGAGUUAAUAUUUCGCAAACUCUGGAGAAGUUGGAAAAGAAAAAAGCCAACUUGCUCAGCAAGCUGGAUGGCUACGAGAAGAAAAUAAAAGAACCCAACUUCGUAAGAGCCCCCGAAGCUGUGCAAGAAGCUGCGCUGCAGAAGAAAGCAGACCUGGAAAAAGAGCUGCUGCUGCUGCAGGCAGCAAUUAGCGAAGUGGCCCCGCUGCUGCAGACUGCAGCCACGACCAAGUCCAACAGCCCGCAGCAGCAGUAG
Molecule: messenger RNA, 3372 nt
Organism: Eimeria tenella
Lineage: Eukaryota; Apicomplexa; Conoidasida; Eucoccidiorida; Eimeriidae
Product: valyl-tRNA synthetase, putative
Exons: 17
Coding region: 1-3372 (1123 amino acids)
Biological process (GO): valyl-tRNA aminoacylation
Cellular component (GO): cytosol
Molecular function (GO): aminoacyl-tRNA deacylase activity; ATP binding; valine-tRNA ligase activity
Source: RefSeq, a predicted model, not a curated record